AUAUGUUAAAGGUCACACUGAGCGCGUGUUUUUUUUUUGUGCAAAACGCUUCGAUUCUGGAAUUAUUUCUAGCAAAUCGACGAAAACAGCAUGUCCAAGCGUCGAAUCGAAGUAGGGGAAACCUAUGGCAGCAAGGCUAAGAAGGAGUCGGAGGCGUCCUCGUCAUCUGCCGCCGCCGGCACAGUGGCCCAGAUCCUAGGCGGAUUCGUGCCCAACAAGCAGCCGCCCACUAUGAAUCCACUGACUCAAAAGCCGUACUCGCAGCGCUAUCAGAAUCUCUACAAGAAGCGGAUCGCGCUGCCCGUAUUCGAGUACCAGGCUGAUUUUAUGAGGCUGCUUAGCCAGCACCAGUGCAUCGUGCUGGUGGGCGAGACAGGCUCCGGCAAAACGACCCAGAUACCGCAGUGGUGUGUGGACUUUGCGGUUUCCAAGGGCCGGAAAGGCGUCUCCUGCACGCAGCCGCGUCGAGUAGCCGCCAUGUCCGUGGCCCAGCGCGUCUCCGAGGAGAUGGACGUGAACCUGGGUGAGGAAGUGGGUUACUCCAUCCGUUUCGAGGACUGUUCCUCAGCAAAGACACUACUCAAAUACAUGACCGACGGUAUGUUGCUGCGCGAGGCCAUGUCCGAUCCCAUGCUGGAGCAGUACCAGGUCAUCCUGCUUGACGAGGCCCACGAGCGUACCCUGGCUACUGAUAUUUUAAUGGGCGUGCUAAAGGAGGUCAUUCGGCAGCGCAGCGACCUCAAGCUCGUCGUCAUGUCCGCCACCCUGGACGCCGGCAAGUUCCAGCAGUAUUUCGACAACGCUCCACUUAUGAACGUACCCGGUCGCACUCAUCCCGUGGAGAUCUUCUACACGCCAGAGCCUGAAAGGGAUUACCUGGAGGCCGCCAUUCGUACGGUCAUUCAGAUUCACAUGUGCGAAGAGAUUGAGGGUGACAUUCUCAUGUUCCUCACUGGUCAGGAGGAGAUCGAGGAGGCCUGCAAGCGCAUCAAGCGCGAAAUCGACAAUCUUGGCUCUGAAAUUGGCGAGCUUAAAUGCAUUCCCCUAUACUCGACGCUGCCUCCCAAUUUACAACAGCGAAUCUUCGAGGCGGCUCCACCGCCGAAUGCAAAUGGCGCUAUCGGUCGUAAGGUUGUUGUGUCCACCAAUAUUGCCGAGACUUCGCUGACCAUUGAUGGAGUGGUGUUCGUGAUUGAUCCAGGCUUCGCAAAGCAGAAAGUGUACAAUCCUCGCAUCCGAGUGGAGAGUCUGCUCGUCUCGCCCAUCUCGAAGGCUUCAGCUCAGCAGCGAGCUGGUCGUGCUGGCCGUACGCGUCCCGGGAAGUGCUUCCGUCUGUACACAGAGAAGGCUUUUAAAAACGAGAUGCAGGAUAACACCUAUCCCGAAAUUCUGCGCUCCAACUUGGGCACUGUUGUUCUGCAGCUCAAGAAGUUGGGCAUCGACGAUCUGGUUCACUUUGACUUCAUGGAUCCCCCUGCUCCAGAGACUCUUAUGCGUGCCCUUGAGCUUCUUAACUACUUGGCGGCCCUCGAUGAUGACGGCAAUCUAACUGACCUCGGCGCCGUCAUGUCCGAGUUCCCCUUGGAUCCCCAGUUGGCCAAGAUGCUGAUCGCUAGCUGCCAGCACAACUGCUCCAACGAGAUACUUUCCAUAACGGCCAUGCUGUCGGUGCCACAAUGCUUCGUGCGUCCAAACGAGGCCAAGAAAGCAGCUGACGAGGCUAAGAUGCGAUUCGCCCACAUUGACGGAGACCACCUGACCUUGCUAAACGUUUAUCACGCCUUCAAGCAAAGCAACGAGGAUCCCAACUGGUGCUACGAGAACUUCAUAAACUUUCGCUCGCUUAAAAGUGCGGACAAUGUGCGCCACCAACUCGCCAGAAUCAUGGACCGCUUCAGCCUGCGGCGUACGAGCACUGAGUUCACCUCAAAGGACUACUACGUAAACAUCCGCAAGGCCCUGGUCCAGGGCUUCUUUAUGCAGGUGGCCCAUCUGGAGCGCACUGGCCACUACCUGACCAUCAAGGACAACCAGAACGUGCAGCUGCAUCCGUCGACAUGCCUGGAUCACAAGCCUGACUGGGUCAUUUACAAUGAGUUCGUGCUGACCACAAAGAACUACAUCCGCACGGUGACGGAUGUUAAACCCGAAUGGUUGCUCAGCCUGGCGCCCCAAUAUUAUGACCUGAACAAUUUCCCGCAGUGUGAGGCGAAACGGCAGCUGGAGUUGCUGCAGCAGCGGAUGGAGACCAAGCAAUACCAGAAGGGUUUCUAAAUCACAAGGACAUGGCUAGGUGUAAACGCAUUGGGAGGGGAUCAUGGAUAUCAAUGUGUGAAUUUUAGAGAGUUCGGAGAUAACCUUUCUGAGAAAAAUGAGACGUUUUGCUUUUUAUCGUUUACUGAAUUAAAACAUAAGCACAUAGACACUUCAACAGAUCAGUAAUAUCCAAGAACUCCGUUUAGUGAAUAGUGUUAAUAAAAGAAGCCACUUUUUAUAUAUAUAA
Drosophila ficusphila is the source of this 2503-nucleotide messenger RNA. RefSeq names its product putative pre-mRNA-splicing factor ATP-dependent RNA helicase PRP1 (gene Dhx15). Gene Ontology annotation, cellular component: spliceosomal complex; intracellular anatomical structure. The coding region runs from base 91 to 2274 and encodes 727 amino acids. Lineage: Eukaryota; Metazoa; Arthropoda; Insecta; Diptera; Drosophilidae. The record is from RefSeq and is a predicted model, not a curated record. Gene Ontology annotation, molecular function: RNA binding; RNA helicase activity; ATP binding. The transcript has 7 exons.